Molecule: messenger RNA, 1676 nt
Organism: Colossoma macropomum (tambaqui)
Lineage: Eukaryota; Metazoa; Chordata; Actinopteri; Characiformes; Serrasalmidae
Product: microfibril-associated glycoprotein 4-like
Exons: 6
Coding region: 102-845 (247 amino acids)
Biological process (GO): elastic fiber assembly
Source: RefSeq, a predicted model, not a curated record
GGUUAGGAGGGAUUUGAGGGUCCAGCAGGGUUUAAAAGCAUGUGAGUAUGAGCACUUGUUUACUGAGAAAAGAGUAACCUUACAAGCUGGUGGACACAAAAAUGACAGUCGGAGUGUUUCUGGCUCUAGUGCUCCCCCUGCUGGUUGGGAGCACCUCAGUUUCUCAGGAACUGUUCCCGACAGACUGCUCUGAUGUCUACACUAACGGACAAACACUGAGUGGAGUUUACACCAUCUACCCUGCAGGUGACACACCUGUACAGGUGUACUGUGACAUGGGCUGUGAGGGACAAACAGAGGAUGGAAAGUGGACGGUGAUUCAGAGGAGAAUGGAUGGCAGUGUGAACUUCUACAGACCAUGGGAGCAGUACAAGAAAGGAUUUGGGAACAAAAAUGGAGAAUACUGGCUGGGAUUGGAGAACCUCUACCAGCUCACCCGCAAGAGGAAGUAUGAGCUGAAAGUUGACCUGCAGGACUUUGAAGGAGUGAAGGUUUACGCCCAGUACUCUACUUUCUCUGUGGAAUCUGAAGUUGACGGCUACAAACUCCAUGUUGGUGGAUUCAUUAAUGGAGGAGCAGGUGACUCUUUGGAGACAAACAAUGGACAGAAGUUCUCCACCUUUGACAAAGACCAGGAUGCUAAUAAGGAUGGUAACUGUGCUAAAUCCUACCUCGGAGGGUUUUGGUACAGUGCUUGCCACCACGCUAACCCCAACGGUAUCUAUCUGUGGGGAAAGGAUGGUACCUUUUAUGCUAUUGGAAAUGUGUGGUAUCACUGGAAAGGCUAUGAUUAUGGUCUCAAGUUCAUCAGUAUGAAGAUCAGGCCUGUGCCUGAGACUCAGUGACAGGUUAUUCUUGCUUCAAGUAGAAGAGAUCUGUCAGUCUGAAAGUAGGAAUGAUGAUACAUUGAGCCAUCCUUUGUUGUUUUGUUUUGCUUUUUAAAAAUUUUAUAUUUGUACAUACACACAAAAUGUUUAAUUACUGUGCAUUUCAUAUUAGGUAUAUAAAGUUGUUGUACAAUAAAUAAAUAGUUGACAUUAUUAAAAGGUUAGAUGAAAAUAUAUGUAUAUGCUUUACAUGACGACUUCAAUUCUAAAACCCUCAUAGUGAAAGAUGACUAAGAUCUGAAAGUAUUUUUUGAUGCAGAAUUCUCAAGAAACUGGUUUGUCAAGUAAACUCAAAUUUAUUUAUAUAGUGCUUUUCACAACAGGUGUUGUCACAAAGUAUCUUUACAGAAAAUCUGGGUUUGAGCCCCCAUGAGCGCCGCCAAUGGCAACAGCGACAGGAAAAAGUCCCUAAGAGCAAGAGGAAGAAACUUUGAGAAGAGCCAAGACUCAAAAGGGGAACCCAUUCUCCUCUGGAUACCAAAUAGCAUAACAAUAACACAAGAACAAAAUGAACAGAAGAUAUGUUUUUUACAAUUAAUAUAUUAAAUAUAUUAAUUAUAUUAAUAUAAUUAAUUUUGACAAAUAAUUAUAUUAAUAUAAAUCUAAAUGUUGAAUAUAAAGAAAAGAAAAGAAAAAAGAAACCAGCAUUGGACAGAACUAUUUAGAUUAACAAAUUAUAGCCAAAGACUGCAGUUCAUGCUUGUAACUCACACGCUCACUUAUGUUUACUCACUCAUACCAGUUGAAGGUUCUCCAGAAGGGGGCACUAACACUUGAAUUGUUUUAGGU